AUGACAGGCCUGCCGUCCAAGCCAGCGUCACAGCCUCCGCCGGCAAGCAAUGCGACCAGCGAACGAAUCAAGGCCCUGGCGGAAGCAGCCCAGAAGGAGCUGAACGAGGGCGAAGAGGAGGACGCCUCUGAUGCCUGGGCAAUGCGGCAGCUAGGCCUUGGCCUGCAUCGUCGUCGUGGGGGCGAGGCUGUGGAAGUCGUCGAGACUUCGCUGGACGAGGAGAUUGCCAAACUCAGCAGCAGGGAUGGCAUCGCUCAGGUCCGGAAGGCUGCAGAGAGGGUGGCAAAAGGACACGAUGGCGAGGCUGCCACGCGAGCAAAGGCAAGUGCGAUCCCAGCAGCGUCUGAGGCUAUGGCAAGGCUCUGGUCCGCGAUCAAAGGCCUCGAGAGCUCUGCAGGGGAUCGCGAUGCAAAGCUGGCAGAGCUUACGGCCCAGGCGGAAGCGGCGCAGGAUGAGCUUGCGGAGAUCGAGCGUCGAGACAAGGACAUCUCACGCAUGCUUCGGAGCGUGCAGGAGCUGGAAGAGCUGGCCUGGUCAUUGGGAGGGCUCUUGGAUGAGAAGUCGCCGAAGUGCAAGCAGGCCUCGAAGAUGUUAGCUCAGAUCGAGGAAGACUUCUCCCGGCGGCGAACCACGCGACGGGCCAAGGACAUGGCAGAAGCGUUGCAAGAGACUGGAGCCACCCUGACAUACCAGCAAGAGGACCAGGCACUGGAUGGCAGUGACGCUGAGAACGCAGAGCAGGCCUCGCAGGCCUCGGCACGCCGUCGCCGUCGCCGUGUACAGCGAAGCGGGGACGAUGGCUGGGACACGUCAGACCUCAGCGAGGAGGAUGGUCUGGAACAGGCGAGGAAGGAUCGCUCCACGUUUUCUGCAGCUGUGCAGAAGCAGUUGCUAGAAGAUGUGUCUGAAGAGUUUGCCAGCGCCAAAUCUGUGCUGAAGGCUCUGAAGUCAGCGAAGAGGAAGCUGCAGGACGAGUACCGUCAGGCUUUCGUUCACCUGGCUUUGCCAGAAGUUUUCGGCUUCUUCGUCGACUUCUCCGCCCUGUGGUGGGAUCCGCUGCGGCUCCUCGCUCGCUCUGAGGACACCUUCGGACCUCGAAAGGCAAUAACAUCCACACAGCUGGAGUCCUUUGACUGGUUCGAGGAUAUGGCUGCCUUUACCGAACUGCUGGGCGACGACGACCCUGACGGGGAGCUGGUGCCGAAAAUCGUGCAACAGUGCAUCUUCCCGGAGGUUGGCCGGCGCUUGCGUCAGUGCUGGGAUGUAACCUCAAUGACUCAAAGCCAGCGUGCCGCAGCUCUGCUGGACGAAUGCUUGCUCUUCGAGGUCGGUGAUGGAGCGGAGGCCUUUGGCGAGCUCGCCGAGGCAGCUAUCGAGCGUCUCCGGACCGGACUGCGGGAAUUCGCACCCGAAGUCUUUGUACCAGCACCUCAGGUCACCACCUGGUAUGCCUCCGCUGCUCGGAAGCGUCUGUUACGCCGGAGCUGCAAGAUUGCAGCGUGCGCAUGCCAACUGCAGGGCCGGGUUCCAGAUGAGAAGCUUGCGCCAGUCAUACUGCAGGACAUCUUCGCAAUGCGCAUUGCGCCUCAUCUCCAGGCCCCACGGCUUCGACCAGAAGAGAUGGCCAUUGUGGAGACGUUUGUGAACGUGCUUCCCGAGAGGUGGUUUGAAAAUGGCCUCCCGCCGCCUUUGCGACCGCUUCGCGACGUUCUGGGACCCAGGGCCCCACCCAAUGCAGAAGCGACGAAAUCCACGGCGAUCAAACUACUCCGCCAGAUGCACUGCUACGACGAGGCCCAAGCCCUGGAGCUCUGA
Molecule: messenger RNA, 1815 nt
Organism: Symbiodinium pilosum
Lineage: Eukaryota; Dinophyceae; Suessiales; Symbiodiniaceae
Source: the annotation of a GenBank genome assembly